AUGGCCUCUAAGGUCGGGACGCUGGUGAGAUAUUCUCUGCCUCGCUACUUGGCAAGCUUCCGAGUCUUUGUGAACUUGUUUGACGCCGAGGGCAGGGAAAGGUACUCUGCAUUCUUUGGUGCAAAUGUUCCAGACUCUGUCCUGUGUGAGCCGGGGACCGACCUGCGUGUGCUGGGGAUAGGGAGUGGGUCAGGAGACAUUGAUAGCGCCAUUUUAAAGAAGCUCCUACAGCGACACAACAGUGUGUACAACAGGGUCGUGGAACCGUCGGAAGAAAUGAUCGGGCGAUACAAGACCCUGGUGCGUGAAGACAGGAGCCUCGGUGCUGUGAAGUGUGACUGGCGCCAGCAGACAGCAGAAGAGUACUUCCAAACAAAGGGAGACACAAAGUUUCAUCUGGUCCAUGGGAUCCACGUUCUGUAUACUGUGGAAGACAUGCACGCCACCUUGCGGAACAUGUGGGAACAGGUCGCUGACGGCGGGUACAUGAUGGUCGCCAUGGAAUCAGAUAAAAGUGACCUGGGAAAGCUGUAUCACAAGAUGUGGGGUGAGUUCGGCAAGGGUGACCGUUUAAAGACACCGUUUCGUACUUCCGGUGACGUCAGACAGUGGUUUGACGCAAGUGGCGUCAGUUACGUCACUGCGGAGUUUGGGUACAACAUUGACGUCACGGAGUGUUUUAAGGAGGAGUCGGAGGCGGGGCAGUUGGUUCUCGAGUUCUUCACGUACACACCUUUUGUAUCCAAGGAGCCAGAAAUCCGGUCGACCGCGUUAGAACACAUCCGCAGCAAGUCGUCGAUGGUUGACGGUAAAAUCUGGUUCGAGUUAGCCGACGAAAUAAUGGUCGCCUUCAAAAUGGAUCCGGGAAGAAGUGACCCCGUGUAGCAGUGUAGCAUUAUACAUACAUAAAUGCAUUAUACAUACAUAAAUGAACCGCUUCUGCAUGCAUAGUCACCCAGGCAUUUGAGAUUUUGAUUUCUGGGUAUUUGAGUUGACCAGUGCACAGAAAUUGAAAGAACUAUGUAUGUAUGCAUGAUAUAAUAUGCCAUUACACGACAAUGUGACAUUUGCAGAUACUAUAUAAGGAUAGAGUUAAAAGGCAGGGACUGAG
This is a messenger RNA of Branchiostoma belcheri (Belcher's lancelet), 1111 nucleotides long. RefSeq names its product histamine N-methyltransferase-like. The coding region runs from base 1 to 885 and encodes 294 amino acids. Lineage: Eukaryota; Metazoa; Chordata; Leptocardii; Amphioxiformes; Branchiostomatidae. The record is from RefSeq and is a predicted model, not a curated record. The transcript is spliced from 4 exons.